GCAGAUUCAGCUGUUUUUCCUAUUAUCAACUGUUGAUUGCAUUGUUCGCCCACACAGAGGCGUAACAAAGAGAUGUAAAAAGCCAGCAGAACAUUCCAAAAACUCCGCCCAUCAAGAUGCAUUCCGCCCAGGCGCAGGCUCAAGCCCGCGAUAAGAUCUUUAAGAACUGGACGGGGAUCAGUGAGGUGACCAUCAUCAAGGAGGUGGCCACCAAGGGCGAGCACAUCGAGCUGUGCAUGGAGUACUGGGCGCAGAAGAGAAAGAUCCCCGUCUCGGAGUACCGACAUUACUUUUACGAUGUGGUGCAGGCAUAUGUGCAGCGCCUUCUUUCCGAGAGACUCGUUUGCAAGGCUGAGGAUGUGAUCCGGAAUGUGGACCGGGAUGUCAAAUGCUUCUUCUUUCAGUUCGCCUGCGAAUGCCAGGAUGAGGAACUAAGCGAGUUUGUAUUGGAUCACUUACGUAAUAGGGAACCGUUAAUGUACGAGCAGGAGGAGCCAGUACUGGCCUAUCACUGGUCUUUGGUACAGCAGCUCCGGGAGUGCGAUUCUCUAAUGGACAAGCACCGGAUGGAGUUACCUCGUGUCCACAUUGAAGCGUUGAUGACAUUACCAGAGGAGACAUUGCAGGUGCUUCUCGUUGAACUUUACUUCGUCAAUGGCAACGAAUCCUUGCUCGGAUCUCUUUCCAAAGAAUUAGUCUGGCAGCACCUGGUGGAUAGUGACCAACACACGAAGCUUCAGCGCUGGUGCCGGUGUCAGGAGGAGGGUUUCGAGGCCGAAGAAUCGCUCUCACCCUUGGAACAGGGCUUUGUGGCCUGGAAAAUAGAUGUCACCAUGUACGAUUAUGCUCUUCUGCAACUGAAAAAUCCCAGCGAAGUCCUACGAAAUUUCUUUGCCCGCGCAGGAUACUUUUUUUCGGAUGAAACCGGAGAUAUUCCAUCUCUUCUACGCCGCCUGUGUACCAUGGAGUGUUUGGGAAAACAUGCAGAUCUUCUAAGCCGUCAGCCUUUAGCCAAAUAUUUGUUGGAUCGUGGCCAGUAUUCUCUGCUCCUCAUGCAGUGUGUGCCUGUAGCUUCGCUGGAACUCCUGGCGGGCACAGAGACACAGCAGGAAGCUCUGAUUAACCUUAUCAUAGAUCUAAAAACCAAUUCCUUGACCGACAGCGAGGGAUUCGAGUUGAUUUCCAAAAGCGUCCAGGCGUACUUGGAGAAAACUCAUAAUACAGCCGACUCCUUUGAAGGGCAUCCCUUGUUAACCUUCUACGACUUUCUGGGUCAGGAGCCAAGUGUGCCCUCCCUAGAGGGAUUCCUCAGUUCGACCAGCUUGGGUCGCGUGCCCUAUCUCAAAUCACUGAUUGCUCGAUUCGAUCACGGCCCGACAAGCAGCAGUACCGGCCUGCCAACAGCACACGAUCUCUUCCUAAAGUUCAAGCAGGUUAAUCUACCGCUUCUGGCCGCCGCUGGACAUGGGGAACUGGUCAACUUCUCAAAUGCGCGCCUCUGCCAGCGUUACGCUAGAAAAUCUCAACUGAACUACACCCAUUAUCUAAAGCAGCAGAGAAGUGCAUAUGCCGUUUAUUAUCUGAUCACGGAGCAGCUUCAGCUUUAUGGCCAGAUUACCAAGACACAGCUUUUCCACGCCUGUGAGACGGUAACCCAAAUGGCAUUGCAACACGCCGGCGAUGAGGAACUAGUAACCCACUGCGUAGCCUGCUGCGAGAUGCUGGGCUUCGAUACCCAGCCACUAAGGAGUUUCCUCCUACUGCAGAGGAAGCUACCGAAGCGUCGAAGCGGAAAAAGUUACUCCGAAUUGCUGGGUGAAUGGGAACGAGAUAUAGUCGAACAUUUGGAUGCGAAUUCCAAGGAGUUUCCUUUGGAGCUUUAUCAGUCCCUUAUGCGUCUGGCUGUCAGAGACACUCCUGGAAAACUUCCAGUAACUUUGCUCGAAUACUAUGCCUCCAGAAAUGACUGGUGGCAUUUGCUGCUCAUAUUUCAGUACUUUGAUCUGCCCUUAAACGAACUCAAGAAGCUAUUGCCGCACUUUAAGUCAUCUUCUAUCGGUGUGCAUCUGCUUCGCGCAUUGAGUUAUGAAUCCUCUGGCGAUCGUCAGCAUAAGAGGAGCUUCCAAAGACCUCCUCGUCGUAGCGGAGAAACCCAAACCAACUCCUCACAGGAGACGAUGACCAACUCUUCGCACAGUUCAAAUCAAGAUACCAGCAUGCAACAGCUUCAAAGGAAUACAGAUCAAUCCUUGUGUACUUUGCUAACACACACACCUAGGCAGGAUAUAUUUGCAAUUAUACUGUGCAGUACCAAUAGUCUCCCAAAUGAGAUUAUUCUUACCACAGCUGAGUUUCUGGAAAUGAUGAGUGGCAAUAAUCCGCAUUGUAGUAGCAUAAAUCUCUUAAGGCACUGCAUCCGACAGGAGAUUCCUGUCUUGGCUGUGCUGGCAGCUACACUCAGCGAACAAAACCGGGAUUGGUGCUGGUUCGUUUGGCUCUCGGUGGCCAGCGGUCAGUGGAAUCAGCAGCUACAGGAAGCCUCCAAGGUGCGAGAGGAGAAUCGAUCGGAGUGGGUGUGGUCUGUCAUUCGUGGAGCUGUAGCUGGUGGACAUGUGAAUGCUCUUCUACACAGUCUAGAAAUAUUUCAACCGGACUGUAAAUUUACUCAUCUAUGCCGUUUCCUCCAUCUGACAGCCCACCAGGAGGACUUCAGCGAUGCCACAAUAGUGGAGCUACGACAGUACUUUUUUAACUGGAGCCAGAAUUCAAUCACCCUGCCUCUCUGUGGUUCUCUGCCCAAAAACCAAGUUAUGCAACGUUCCAUUGGAUUGCUGCUCAUCCAACUGCAGUCCAAUUUUGAUUGCAUUCUGCAGCAACAGCGUUUCCUCGAUUGCAUCUGUCGCUCGGAUGUGGGCGAUAUUUGUGACUUGCUGGAUUUCUGUCUUCUACAUAAAGUUUUCGGAGUUGCAGCCACCUCGCUGCGUGAGCUAUCCAUUGAUCUAGAGCAGCUGGUGAGGAGGGAUAGCACAGAGUACAGACGGCUGGUGGAUGCCCUUACUGAAGCUCGCGCUUAUGACAAGGCCCUUCAAUUGGCAUCGUUAUUGCAGCUGCCGUUAAGUGAUAUUGUUUAUGGCAAGUGGAUGGCUGAACUGGAAGCUGGAGAAUUAAGACCCCACAAGGAGUAUGAAAUGGAUAUUCAACAGCAUGCUCUGGCCCCUGCCAUACUUGUAAACUUCCUAUUGCAAGCAGCUUCCUCCGUUGGCCAAGUGGGUCUUCAACGAUAUGAGCUUCUUCAGAGUACACUUGGCGUAAUCAAACAGCACCAUUUGUUCCCAAAUGAAUCAUUCGAUCGCGAUCAGAUCGAGUACGAUAUGGUAUUGUGCUAUCUGCAGCUGCCCGAGGAUCAGAUCUCUCAGUUAUCCAUUUACCACUCGGAGUACUUUGAGCAAAUUAUGCUCCAAGAACGAUGUGUUCUAUACAAAUCCUUCUCGGAACUCAAAGAACUGGCCGGAAUAGAUGACCUUAGCAUAUCUGAUAAAACUCAGCUAACUUCAGAUAUGGAAGCCAGACUUAAUACUUUAUUAAACACACUCCUGGAUGAAGGCGACAUUGUGGAGGCCUUGCGUCUACAAGAGCUUUUUGAAUUCCGACCGAAUGACCUUCGAUUUAUUGUAUUUGCAAUGGCUCUAGCCGAGGGCAUGACAAGCAUAAGUAAUCUGUCGAGCAAGGAACGCCAGCUGCUCGGUGAAAUUGAGAAGAGUGCGUUUCCGAAGUUCAACCGGAUUACUCUGAACCAAAAUGUUAUGACCCGCUGGGAAAGUGAUCUAUCUGAUAGCUGUUCGGAUAGUGUGGCGAUGGAGUUCGAAGAGAUUCCUUCCAAGGAGAAGCAACAAACGCUGGACACCUUAUUGGGCAUUGGAUCAAAACUGAAAUAUGGUAUCGAGCUUGGUAGACGGAUUGUUUUGGCUUACAGGGCAGCAAUGUAUCUGGACAAGGAGUAUCUGGAUGUGCUGCGUACCAAGGAUGCUGGCAUCCUUUUGAAGAGUGCCGCUGCCGAAGAUUGCCUGCAGCGUCUACUGGUGGUCAGUGAUAUACAAAUAUCCACACGGAUGACACCAAAAGAAAUUGCUGAGUGUUUGGCUCUGGAGCUAACCACCUGCAUCGUGCGUCCCCGGUUUUAUAUUUUCCAUGCCAGAGAGCAACCAAGAAAUGCUUUAAGGAACGCUGAUCUCUGGGGCCACAGCAUUGAUCGAGACUUCCACUUGUUCCUAGAGCUGGUUCCCAAUUCAACUAUGUUGGGUAAUUGUCUGCUAGAGUAUUGUGAUGCUUUGAAGAUCUAUCGCCGCUACCAGGAAGGUAAGGUCUUCGAGGAGACCGAAGCCUUCGAGAAUCUUUCAAAGAUAAUUGAACUCUAUGGAUUGCCCACACCAACACCUACUGGAACAUUGUCAGGCAUUCCUCAGGUUCUGUCCCACAAAAAACAGAAUCAAAUUUACGUUGAGCUAUUGAUUAAAGCUCACCUGUGUUUUGUGCACGAGUGCUCCAUGGAAGGCAUAGUAACUGUUCUCCAGAAAGCUAAAUCACUCAAUGGGCAACUGGCAAAGGCAAAGUCCUGGUCGCUAAUUGUUCGAAUGUUAAUUGGAAUAGCACGUUACCGCGAGAUGUUCUACUGCUUUGAUUCGCUUAUUGAGAACGAACAGUUUGAGUCCUUGCUGGGACAGUUCGAUGAGGAUCAGAAAGGAGGACUUCGGCAGGGAAUUCUAAGCUACCUAAGGGAAUACCAACCAAAGAAUGGCAAAGAGUUGCUUCGACUGGCAGCCUUGCACUUUCUUAUGUACAAAGAAUUGGCCGAAAUGUGGACCACUGAAGCCCAGGAGAUUGUUACCAAAAUUCAAGCUCUGGCCGAGCAGUCCAAUAAGCUGAAAUGCUCUGCAGAGGUUCAAACACUUUUGCAGCAGGCAUUAGAAAACUAUACUCAUGCUACUGAGAACUAUCUGCUAGACAACAAACUCCUGCUGGCCCAGCAAAGUGUUUCCCGAGCGGAGCUGAUGGCCAUGCAGCUGGAUCUCUGCAACAAGGCACUGGAGAAGCGGCACGGUAAUAACACCAACCAUAUGUGUGUAAGCGUGAUUGGAGUGAAGUCAAGGGAACAGUUUCGGGAACUGGUCAACACCCAUCUUAGUGUUCCGCAAACUCUGAUUCUGGGUCGUGCCUACGGUUAUGAUAUUAACUGGAGCGAAGCCAUCUUGUCCCAAUUUGUUGUGCUUCAGGUGGGCACCUAUCUGCAGGAGUAUCUGUGCCAUCAGCGCAUCAAUGACGAUGUGAUUGAACAGGUGGUGAAGGGUUACUUGCUGCACAUCCAAAGUCAUGCCACAAACUCAAAACAGGAGGAGUCGCUGGCCCAACUGGUGGAACUGAUCAAAUCAGUGAUUCUCAAAUACAAGUUGGCUUCCAUUUUGGGAUUUAAGGCUAUUGUAAUGUCCCUAAUCAACGAAUCCCCAGUUUACUAUCUGAGAGAUACAAACUUCGGACGCAGCGAAUUCCACCCUGCAGGAGAUACGUGACAUAUAUACCAUUGUGAUCUUAAACUGUUUAUAUACAACAAAAUUGGAACUGAAUAUGUUAUUGCAAAUAUACACUUAAAAAUA
Molecule: messenger RNA, 5648 nt
Organism: Drosophila eugracilis
Lineage: Eukaryota; Metazoa; Arthropoda; Insecta; Diptera; Drosophilidae
Product: spatacsin
Exons: 6
Coding region: 117-5564 (1815 amino acids)
Biological process (GO): axon extension; synaptic vesicle transport; chemical synaptic transmission
Cellular component (GO): dendrite; axon; synapse
Source: RefSeq, a predicted model, not a curated record